UAAUAGAACUUAUUUGGAAAUCCUGGAGUUGAGGAAUUUCUAUGCGGAGCAAAAGCUCGGCCGAAUUCAGUUGGAGCUGAGUUUCCUUGGUUUUCAUCUUCAUGCCACUCUAAUCAAAUCUUGGAAUCAAUCGAACAAUCCUUGUUCAUCGGCUAAGAUCAGAUAAAUUAUGUAUCGUUUGGUGUCCAAAGUUACGAGGAGGGCUUUUUCUUCGGCAGGAUAUCUCUGUCGUGAUGCUACAUGUUCUUCUAUGAUCACGAAACAAUGUUUUAGCACCAUAUCUGUUCUGCAAAGACAGUUUGAGAAUUCACAUAAGAUAUCAGUUCCGAGCAAUUUCUUGAAAUUGGGGUUGUGCAGGACGAUGAGUUUUGCAACAGGGUUCACACCCUUGCAGCCAAAGCCUUUGGAGUCAAUUAUUGAUGUUGCCAGGGCUAAGACCAAGUCUCCCGAAGAACUUGCUGACAUUUGGGAUGAUUUUCACUUGGGAAGGGGUCAUAUUGGCCUAUCGAUGAAAGCCAAAUUGUACUACCUGUUGGAUCAGAGAACUGCAGAUUGCCGUUAUUUUGUGAUUCCAUUGUGGAAAGGAAGUGGGUACACGACAAUGUUUGUGCAAGUUCAGAUGCCGCACAUGCUUUUCACGGGUCUUGAAGAUUAUAAAGCAAGAGGAACGCAAGCUUCUCCAUACAUGACUGCUACUUUCUACAAAGAAUUUGCAGAUAGCAAAGAUAUGGUGCUUAUUCGUGGUGAUAUCGUGCUCACUAGCAAGCUGAGUGAUGCAGAGGCAAAGUGGCUUCUAGAAACUGCACAAUCUUUUUACCUGAAUGAUGUUAGGUAUAAGCUAGUCGAGCGUUUCAACAAACAAACACGUGACUUUGAGUUCAAAGACGUCUUGCAAGCCUUGGAGAUGCCCAUGUUGUAAUCCAAGACAGAUGUUUUUUUUUUUUUUUUUGGAGCUAGGUGAAGUGAAGAUGAAUAAAAAGACUGAAGAGAAACCCUUUUCUUUAUUUCCAAUCUUGUUUUUACAUAACUAUUAUUGGGUUUAUUUCGAGGUGUUGGAAACUCGAAUAACGUUAGUACUCUUGGAUUCUACGCGAACAUGAAUAUGUUCUUAAAUGUCCCAUUCGACGCAGCUAAAA
Erythranthe guttata (spotted monkey flower) is the source of this 1136-nucleotide messenger RNA. RefSeq names its product ATP synthase F1 complex assembly factor. Gene Ontology annotation, biological process: mitochondrial proton-transporting ATP synthase complex assembly. NCBI's taxonomy places the organism in Eukaryota, Viridiplantae, Streptophyta, Magnoliopsida, Lamiales, Phrymaceae. The record is from RefSeq and is a predicted model, not a curated record. Gene Ontology annotation, cellular component: mitochondrion.